This is a messenger RNA of Taeniopygia guttata (zebra finch), 4070 nucleotides long. Its product is annotated as DGAT1/2-independent enzyme synthesizing storage lipids. NCBI's taxonomy places the organism in Eukaryota, Metazoa, Chordata, Aves, Passeriformes, Estrildidae. Gene Ontology annotation, cellular component: membrane. The record is from RefSeq and is a predicted model, not a curated record. Gene Ontology annotation, molecular function: acyltransferase activity.
UGAAGAAUGACACGGAGAUCUGGGAGCGGAGCCUGCCGUGCCUGCCAGGCGCAGCUCCGCCUCCCGGUCCCGGCUGCGGGGGUGGCGGGGCGCUUAUCCCGGGACGGGGCUCAGCCGCGGGGUCCGGGACGGCGCCGCCGCCGCGGGCAGGACAAGAUAGGGUGAAAAGAAUCCUGUGCUUCAGGACAGUUACCAAUGACCAGCCUCAGCUUCCUUUUCUAUGCACUGGAAGAAUGGACUGUUGUGGAGUUCCUGAAGAAAUACCUUUUUCAUCUGAUCAUUGCCUCACUGACAAUUAGUGCAAUAUUAGUUUUUUUUAUAGUUCCUUUAACAAUUGUGGUUUUCAUUUACCUUACUAAUAUUUUGCUUUUAAUAUAUCAGAGGAACAAUGAGUUAAAAGCAGAUCCCUUGAGUGAUGUUUGGAAUCGUGUAAGAAAAACUAUAGCGAGCUUUUGGGAUAUAUAUGCAAGAGUAUGGCACGGUUAUGAGCUUCAUGGUUUGAAAAACCUCCCAGAAGGACCGGGUAUUCUUGUGUAUUACCAUGGAGCUAUUCCUAUAGACUACCUUUACUUUUUGUCUAGACUGUUUCUGUGGAAGAGAAGACUUUGCCUGUCAGUAGCUGAUCAUUUUGUGUUUCGUUUGCCAGGACUUAGAUUAUUGUUGGCAGUGACGGGUGUUAUACCAGGUACGAGGGAGGAGUGUCUUGAUGCCCUGAAGAAUGGGUACUUGGUGUCCAUCUCACCAGGUGGAGUUCGAGAAGCUCUGUUCAGCGAUGAAAGUUAUCAGCUUGUGUGGGGAAAUCGAAAAGGCUUUGCUCAGGUCGCUCUAGAAGCAAAAGUGCCCAUCAUUCCAAUGUAUACUCAAAAUGUCCGUGAAGGCUAUAGGAUGUUUAAAGAAAGAAGAUUUUUUAGGCAGUUAUAUGAAAGCACUCGAUUGCCUUUUACUCCUCCAUACGGAGGACUUCCAGUUAAAUUUCGCACAUACAUUGGGAAGCCAAUCCCUUAUGACCCGAAUAUAACUGCAGAAGAAUUAGCUGAAAAGACAAAGACUGCUGUCCAGGCUCUCAUAAGCAAGCACCAAACAAUCCCAGGCAACAUAUGGAAGGCUUUACUGGAGAGAUUUGAUAAACGUCGUAAAAGUGAUUAGAAUGCUCAUGUUUAUUGCAUUGGUUUUACAGCAUACAGUAAAAAACAAUGUCCUAUAGCACUGGUGACAGUGUUAACCAGUUUAAAUUACAAUUUUCAACAGAUUUGGUGGAAGAAAACAAUUAACCUCUUGAAAGUUACCCCAUAUCUUUGAGAAUAUCCUGAAAUAAGAAAGAUUGAUGAAGAUUACUUAUGUAUAAUAGCAAUGCAUCAGCUAAAUUCCCCUGACGGAAAUCAUGCAGCCAAGAUUUUCCUGGCUGCUAAAACAAGUUUGUACUUAUAUCCAAGAGCUUUAGUGGUGUUGUCUAGAUCUGUGCGUUUGUGUUUUGAGUACAGUCUGGUCUGAGAGCAGGGCCUCAGGGCUGGUGUUGUCCCACCAGAGACCACCUCAUGGGGGGUACCUUCCCUGAUGACCCCAAGGAAGACAUGUUAGAACAAACUGUCUUGCUUUAGAUUAUCAGCUACUGCUUACACUAUUCUCCUACAGACUACAAAAAGAGACAAUCCCAUUAAAACGGAUGUUAGACUCCUUCAAACACAUUAGCUUACUAGUGCGUACCCUGGAAAGCAGAACUGUUUGCAUCCAAGAAUUCUUCCCCACAGAAAAAGGUUUCUCAAAGACAGGGGGAAAAAAAGAUUUAGUUCAGUGUAGAAAACAUUGCAAAUACAUGUAGAAAGUAGUUUCAAGUCUGAUCUGGUUUGUGCAUUCUCUAUUGCACCACACCAUAGCUGUUUAGUGGAUGAGGUUGCCCCAGCCUGAAAACCCCUGGAUAUGGUGUGUGCAGUAUGGUUGUCCUGUAUUUACUCAAAUCUCCCAGUGAACAGUCUCAGGGGGAGCUUUCUCAGGCAAUGCAUCUUUGAGGCUUAUCAUCAUUGGUGGUUUGCCUAAAAAUGCAGUACUGCAACACUGCCAGUACACAUUGAACCAAAAUGCCUGUCUGGAAAGGCAGUCUUGUCUUCCUAAUGCAACUUGUGGAAAACUGAAAGUUAAUACAAAGCAGAAUGUGUUUUUACAGGAUGUUGUUACUGGUGGGAGUGGGACAACUUUGUGUUAUCUAUCGAAUAUGCCACUAAAUGCCACCGAGUCUUAACUUCAAAGACCAAGAUAGGUAAUUUUUGUGCCUCAUUUUCCUUCAUGUACUUUUAAUAUGUAUAUAAUCUUUCAACAUCCUAAAAGGUUACAUAGCAUCUAAGGAAAUAUAGGUAAUGUUUGCCCAUUUUUCAGUAGAAAACUAAAUCUGCUCAUUGGAUUAAAAUAAAUUAUUCCCUGACUCUGCCUCUUCACAAGUAUUUCUUGCACAUCUGGUGAAGGGAGAAGGAUGGACUGGUGAGUUAUUUCCCUGGACCAAAAAGACAGGAAUACUGUCAAAUCCUGUCAACCCUCAAAUCUGUCUUAAGAUACAGGCGUCUUUACUUGAACACCUUCACUCUAACUGCAGUAUACAGGCAGAAAGGUUUUUCUCCCAGCAGAGGCUCAGCAUGCAUAGGAGAUGAUGAACUAAGCAGAUCAAGAUGCAGGCUGAUAUGCCUGGACAUAAGCAGGUAUUCAAACCAUGAAGUGUUACAUGCUGCACUGCAGCGAUACAAACUAAAAUUCAAAGCCUGAGCUUUCAAGGGAGAAAAGGAACUAAAGGAAAAGGUUAUAGAAUACUAAAAUGGACACAGAUGAAGAAGCAAGAGGAAUUAUAAGUAACCUGAGUCUGAAGGCUUUUUUUGUAUUGCAGAAACUGUAGAAGGACUAGACAGAAUCAUUGUCUGACUAUCCUGUUUUUCAAGUACGUUAAUGCCAUCAUGGAAUGGGUCCAAAGAAGGGAAGUGAAGCUAGUAAAGGGUCUGGAGCACAAGUCUUAUGAGGAAAAUCUGAGGGUGGUGGGGUUGUUUAGCCUGGAUAAAAGGAGCCUUUGUGGGGACCAACACCUUACCUGAAAGCAUGGUUGUGGCCAGGUGGGAGUCGGUUUCUACUCCCAGGUAACAAGGGACAGAACAAGAGGAAAAGGAAGCUGUGCUGGGAAAGGUUUAGAUGGGAUAUCAGUAAAAAUUUUUUCACUGAAAGGGUUGUCAAGCAUUGAAACAGGCUGCCCAGGGCAGUGUGAAGUCACAAUUCCAGGAGGUAUUUGGAAGAUGUGUAGAUGUGGCACUUGUGGAUAUGGUUUUGUAGUGGGCUAGGCGUACUUAGGUUAUUGUUUGGACUCAAUGGUCUUAAACUUCCUUUCCAACUUAACGAUUCUGAUUCUGUGACAAGUUAACUAACCACUUUAGUAAUCAGAAUUUGCACAGCCUCUCAAAUGCCAUGCUCUCUGAUAUAUGAUGCUAGGAGCUGUGCUGCAACUCACAAUGAAGCACUAACCUUGGGCAGGAGAUAUGUAAUCAGAGUGCUAAUUAUCUUUCAAAGCAGAUAUUUCUGUCUCUAUCUGUCAGAGUUCUGGAUGACAUCUAUCUCCUCUAUUUCAGCAGUGGUUUAUAUUUUCUAACAAGGUUUAAGGUUUUCCUGGGCUAUUACAUCUUCUAGGAGCACCACUCUGCAGCUUCUCUGAGUAAAAAAUAAUUUCUAUUUUUUGUGUUUCUAUUUUCUAUGUUGUCCUCUGUCACAGCUGUCUAAGAGCAUUUUCUGGGGUCUCAAGAUGAUAGACAAAAUUAUUACUGAGAAACGAGAGAUUUUGAAUGAUAUAUGUUAUUUUACUAAUAAAAAAUUGUAAACAAUUUUUUCCACAAACAUUAUAGUACUGCUGUAAUAAUAAGCAGUUAUAUUAUUUUAGUGGCGCACUCUAGAUUUUUACUCUUUUUACAGCAGUAUUCUAGAAACUCCAACUAAAAACUGGUGUUAGAGAAAUUAGAGUUCUUGUCAUACAAAUAGAAAUGUAAUUGCAGAUCACUCCCUUGGUGCACUUAUUUUUUAGCCUCUCCAUCAUACAACAGAAAAAGAAA